Trichobilharzia regenti is the source of this 177-nucleotide messenger RNA. The record is from the annotation of a GenBank genome assembly. NCBI's taxonomy places the organism in Eukaryota, Metazoa, Platyhelminthes, Trematoda, Strigeidida, Schistosomatidae.
CAUGAUAAAGCAUUCAAUUCGAAAAGUGGUCCAAUCAUUUUAAGCACUUACAAAGAAGAUGGUAGUGUUGAAGAAGGUCAAGGUGUUACUGAAGUCGAAGAAGAUUUACUUCGUAUACCUGAUGUUCCAGAUGAAUCAACGUUUGCUGAAAGUGAUUUUGGUCUUCUAGGUUCAUGG